This is a messenger RNA of Pundamilia nyererei, 4418 nucleotides long. RefSeq names its product phosphatidylserine synthase 2 (gene ptdss2). NCBI's taxonomy places the organism in Eukaryota, Metazoa, Chordata, Actinopteri, Cichliformes, Cichlidae. The record is from RefSeq and is a predicted model, not a curated record. The coding region runs from base 16 to 1494 and encodes 492 amino acids. Gene Ontology annotation, molecular function: L-serine-phosphatidylethanolamine phosphatidyltransferase activity. The transcript is spliced from 12 exons. Gene Ontology annotation, biological process: phosphatidylserine biosynthetic process.
UGGUCGGUGAGAACCAUGACCAAGCCGGAGUCGAAGAAAAGCGGCGUGGCUGCGGGCAAGAGCGUCGGCGAGCAGGUUAACAACGGCUCCGUGGAUCCAGCGUGUCCGGAUCAGAGCACAGCGAUCAAAGCCAAGGUGAUGAAGCAGACCUCCAGGGAGAAUCUGCACCGGAGAAACACAGAGUGCGAAGUCUACGACGACGGAACCAACACCUUUUUCUGGCGAGCCCAUACUGUCACAGUGCUGUUCAUUCUGACCUGCGCUCUGGUCUACGUCACGCUGUUGGAGGAGACUCCUCAGGACACGGCCUACAACACUAAAAGGGGUAUUGUGGCCAGCAUCCUGGUGUUCCUCUGUUUUGGAGUGACACAGGCCAAAGAUGGACCUUUCACCAGACCGCAUCCAGCUUACUGGCGUUUCUGGCUCUGCGUCACUGUCGUCUAUGAACUGUUCCUCAUCUUCAUCCUGUUUCAGACGGUGCACGAUGGACGACAGUUCAUGAAGUACAUUGACCCCAAAUUGGGGGUUCCUCUCCCUGAGCGUGAUUAUGGGGGAAACUGCCUCAUUUAUGACCCUGGAAACACUACAGACCCUUUCCACAACAUCUGGGACAAGAUGGAUGGCUUCGUGCCAGCUCACUUUCUCGGAUGGUAUAUCAAGACUCUAAUGAUCCGGGAUUGGUGGAUGUGUAUGAUAAUCAGUGUCAUGUUUGAGUUCUUGGAGUAUAGCCUGGAGCACCAGUUGCCUAAUUUCUCAGAGUGCUGGUGGGACCAUUGGAUCAUGGAUGUGUUGGUGUGCAAUGGUUUGGGGAUCUACUGUGGCAUGAAGACACUGGCCUGGUUGUCAAUGAAACCGUAUCAGUGGCAGGGCCUCUGGAACAUUCCUACAUACAAGGGGAAGAUAAAGCGUAUAGCAUUCCAGUUCACACCUUACAGCUGGGUCAAGUUUGAGUGGAAGCCUGCUUCAAACCUUCGCCGCUGGCUUGCUGUGUUAGGCAUCAUCUUUAUGUUUCUGUUGGCAGAGCUGAACACCUUCUACCUGAAAUUUGUGUUGUGGAUGCCUCCUGAACACUACUUGGUGCUGCUUCGUCUUGUCUUUUUUGUCAACGUGGGGGGCGUAGCCAUGAGGGAGAUCUACGACUUCAUGGAUGACCCGAAGUUCCACAAGAAGCUCGGCCAGCAGGCGUGGCUGGUAUCAGCAAUCACAGUAACGGAGUUCCUAAUAGUGGUCAAGUAUGACCCCCACACCAUCAUGCUGCCCAUUCCUUCUCUUAUCAUUCAGUGCUGGUUUUUAGGAAUCCUCCUCAUACUUAUCUGGACCGUGUGGCGGUUUUUCAUCCGUGACAUCACACUCCGCUACAAAGAGACGCGCCGGCGUAAACAGGAAGCCCCCGCUGACUGGGACCGCCCGCUGGGCAACGGCAGCACAACCGCCCCCUCCGGUCGCAGCAAACUGAACGGCAGCUCCGAGACGCUGAGGCAGCGGAAGUCCUGAGAGGAAGCCGGUCAGUCACGCUGUCUGCAGCGAAUGAAGGGGGACAGUGAGAGGAGUUGAGGAGAAAUGUAACACAAGAAGACACUUAGAGGAUGGACACAUACUGUUCUUGUGCCUACAUGAACCAAGUAGUUAUAUAACACAGGCAAGGGGGUGAAGGGGGCAAUUUUCAUUCGGUGUAUGUGUAGUUAUUGUCCUACUUCUGGUAUUUACCUCAUUCUGUUUCAAAGAACAUUUGGUGGAUUAACAGACAAGAUAGUUUUGCAUUAGUAAUAUAUAUUUUUUGAAUGUUUGGUGAUGAGGUGAAUCAGUACAGAAUUGGAAAGUAGAUGUGACCAAUAAUUUUUCCAUUUUCUCAACUGCACUUUGUCUUUAAAAACAAAAAAGCGAGAGAAGAAGAAUGGAGGAGGAACAUCUGCCACUGUAAAUAUGCUUAACCCUGUGUUGUGCAGUCAUAUCAGUGCAGGUGAGAAAAAGGAGAGCAUUUAGAGGAGUUUCUGAAGGUGUAAUGACUGAUCUGGAUUCUGUUCUACUAUCCACUACUAUGCAAUCUUCAGUAUCAAACUGGGCGCAAGUAAGGAUAACAACACAUGGCUGUUCAGUUUAGUUUAAGUGACACUUACUUUACCAGCUGAUUCCUGAUUCAUUCUGACAGCUUACACUAGGUUUAGUCCCAGGUACAUGAUGUAUUGUUUACAUGUGGAAGACAAUUGAAGGUUUUUUUGUUUUGUUUUUUUCAUUUCCAGUUCAGCGUUCAUUCCUAGAAGCACUGAGCCUUGAGGGUUCUUGCUCAGGAUCCUCCUUUAGUCACACACAAGAGAGGAAAACUGGUCAAAGCCUUUCUUUCCUCUCAAACUUUGUUCUUGACAAGAACAACAAGAAUAAAAUCAAGAUGUACUAUAUUCUAGUUAUUUAACUGGUGAAAAUAAUAUACUUGGUGUCUGGGAUAUAGUUUGAGUGGUGUUUUUUUGGCUUUUUUGUAGCUGUUUUCUUAUCACUGUUAUUUCUUUAGGGUAACUCGAUGCUAAACACUAGAUUCCUUUUUUGUGAAAUGAGGUUCAGAGAAACCUGCAGCACUAACAUCCACAACAGUCGCAUUGAUGGGAAGCUGUGCUCAGUUUUCCUCAGACUGUGACGUGUUUGUUCCCCGCAACAAAAAAAGGAUAAAUGGCAGAGAUGUGGCUGUUCCUCUACAAUUUUUACCAUUUGUCACUUUAGAAUUUAAUAUUCGAUUCCUUUUAUGCCAAACAUUCUUCCAGUUUUACAUUUUGGGGGUUUUUAUGAUUUUUUUUUUUUCCUUCUUCUUCUUCUCAGCUUUGCAUAUUGCACAUGCAAUCAGCCAAAGCUUAAGAUCUGGUUCUUGCUAAAGCCAUAAGUACCAUCCACCAUGAGGUACCAUGCACCUCAAACUGCUCGUUUUGAUUCUUUCUGAGUUUCAGCAUCGUCAGUGUCUGCGUCUAGUUAUAGUGUUACAAAAGGUCACCUGGAGGUCAGGCGGCUAAAACCAAAUUCACCUGUACAGCCACAAUUACAGCUAAAAGUCCUAAUUAUGAGGAAUUGUCUUAGUUGCUUUUGAUCUGUGUCGGUGACAGCUGCUAAAUGUAGAGCUGCCACGAUUAGUCAGCUGAUAAUGAAUUCAUCCUGAAAACAUCCCAUCACUACUUGCUUACACAUUUUCUUAAAAUGAUCAGCAGAUUAAUCUGAUGAUGAACACAAGUGUUAAUUGCUGCUCUAGUGAAACAUGAAAGUGUUUCAAAAUAAAAAUAAGCUUUACAUUAAAAUUAUUUAGGUGGUCAAACUGAAAAAGCUGGAAAUAUCAGCAUGUUCCAGUUUCACUCCAAACUCUCACUGUUACCAAAACAUUGCGUGCGUGUCCUGUGACUAUUGGGGUUCAGUUAAAUCUGUGUUCCUCACAGUGUCCCGGUGACUCUGUGCUACAUAAAUGAUAUCUGUGAAAUGAGAUCCAAAUUCUGGUCUGUUUUAGUGAGGCUGCAGUCGUUUUCUCGUGAAUGUAAUCCAGCAGAUUCAGAUGUUCAGAUUAGAGGGUCACAAACACUAAACUGAACAUUGAUUCUGCAAGGCUGCACCUCCUGCCGCAACAUUUAAACCACUGGGAUGCUAAUAAGGUCUUCUUUGGGUCUUGUGGGUCAUUUGCAGUGGGUCCUCCAGUUUGACCUUCUGAGGGAGGCCCCUGUUUAUGGGGGAAAUGUUUAGUUGGGAAGUACAUGAUGGAGUUACUUAUGGAUGGACUCAAGGGUUUCCCAGCAGACAAUUGCCUUGUAACGUGACCGAUGUUAAUCACUUCACCUGUCAGUGGUUUGAGUGUUGUGGCUCUUGCUCUGACUGCAGCGAUUUCUGUGUGAAUUUCAAACUAAUGUUUAGCUGAUAUUUCAGAUUUUGUGCUUAUUUAACCUGUGCUGUGCUAAUUCGGCUGCUUGAGGGUUUUUUCUUUUCUUUCCUUUUCUCUAUCAGAUACUUUCAGACACGGGCUGGGUAUCCACUGUGUACCUGUGUUCGUGCCUCGAAUUGGUCAAAACUGUUUUUUGUUUGAACUGAAAACUUAAACCCAAGUUAUGAAUUUGCACAUCAGCUCUGCAUUAGAAACAAGUGAAUUAUAAAAAAAAAUAACUUUAACAUGUAGAAGCAGUGUGGAUCAAAGUGGGAUAAAAAACAAAACAACAAAAACAGGAACUUUAGUGUUUGCGGUUCAGUUUAGUUUCACUUGCAGCCUCAUGGGGGCAGUAGAUGCCUCGUUAUCUCUGCCCUGUGCAGUCAUGUCUCCUGGAGAUUGAUCAUUGACUGCUUGCUGUAAAUGCCAUUUUCAACUUGGAUUGUGUAAAUGUGAAGAUGUUGAUCAUAAAAAGUGAAUAUGCUGCUGCAACACAUACUUUUAUAAUGUUUUCAAUAAAAUAAUAAAAACUGAA